UUUCUCAGAGUGUUAUUUUAUAUGCUCGCAAGAAGAACACACACACACACUCACAUUUUUAGAUAACUUUGAGAAAACCAACCACAUCUCUCUCUCUCUCUCUCUCUCUCCCUUCUGGCGGCGCGUUCAGUUCAAUCGCAGCUGCGCUAUGGGACAGUCCUAUUCGUUUCCUGAGUCUCCAGCGGAGCACAGUCCAAGAGAAAUAUCAACGAGCCGCCGUUUCGGCUUCAAAUCGGUGGCGAUUGGUUCAUCCUUGAACGACGAAGACUCCGAGUUUCACGGGGAAGUCACCCAGGGCCGUGACUACACCUCCGAUCUUCCCGACGAGUUGUUGGCGAGUAUUUUUCACUUCCUCGGUGCCGGAGACCGGAAACGAAGCUCGCUCGUCUGCCACCGGUGGCUGAGAGUCGACGGCCAGAGCCGGCACCGCCUCUCUCUCAACGCCCAGGCCGGGCUCCUCACUUUCCUGCCUGCUCUCUUCGCCCGCUUCGACUCGGUCACGAAGCUCGCUCUUCGAUGCGAUCGCAAAUCGAUCAGCCUGGACGACGACACUUUGGUCCUGAUCUCGAUUCGCUGCAGAAACCUUACGCGCCUCAAGCUCCGCGGCUGCCGGGAAAUCACGGACCUCGGAGUGACCGCGUUCGCGCAGAACUGUAAGGGCCUGAAGAAGCUUUCCUGCGGCUCCUGCAUGUUCGGCGCCAAAGCCAUGAACGCCGUCUUGGAGCACUGCCCGGCGCUCGAGGAGCUCUCCGUGAAGCGGCUCCGCGGUGUCCACGACGGCUCGGAGCCGAUCGGCGACAAAAUUGCGUCGUCGUCGCUGAAAUCGAUAACCUUGAGGGAGAUACUGAACGGACAGUGCUUCGGGCCGCUUAUCGUCGGCUCCAAGAAUCUCAAGACCCUGAAGCUAAUCCGCUGUUUGGGGGAUUGGGAUACGGUUCUGGAAAAGCUUGAAAAUGGAAACCAGAGUUUGAUUGAAGUUCAUCUGGAGAGGUUGCAGGUGACCGAUUUGGGGCUUUCGGCAAUUUCGAAAUGCUCGAAUUUGGAGGUUUUGCACAUUGUUAAGGCUCCUGAGUGUUCAAAUUUCGGGCUUAUCUGUGUUGCCGAAAACUGCAAGAUGCUGAGGAAGCUUCACAUUGAUGGAUGGAGGACGAAUAGGAUUGGGGACGAAGGUUUGAUUGCCAUAGCCAAAGAGUGCCCAAACAUACUGGAGCUUGUUCUGAUUGGUGUGAAUCCUACCUCUUUGAGCCUAACUGCAAUUGCCUCCAAUUGCCAAAAAUUGGAGAGGUUGGCGCUCUGCGGUAGUGGAUCAAUUGGAGAUGCAGAGUUCGCUUGCAUUGCUGCGAAAUGCGUGGCGUUGAAGAAACUGUGUAUUAAGGGGUGCCCAAUUUCCGAUGUCGGGCUCGAAAUGCUUGCUUGGGGUUGUCCCAGUUUGGCCAAGAUUAAGGUCAAGAAGUGCAGAGGAGUGAGUGGCGAGGUGGCGGAGUGGUUGAGGGAACGAAGGGGAUCAUUGAUUGUGAAUUGGGAUGCUGGUGAUAUUGGAUCAAUGGAUGCUAGUGGCUAUGCAGGUGGAGCUGUACAAAGCGAUGUGGAGUUUCCGGUUGAUCACGGAGCUGUUGCCAUUGCUUCAGCAAGUAGCAAUGCUCCAGCAAGUAGCAAUACUCCAAUGGCAUUAUUUAGAACAAAGUUUGGUUUUUUUUCAGGUAGGAGUUUUGUUCCAUGCACAUUCAGAAGGUGGUCAGUUAGUCAGAGUAGUUCCAGUGCAAACUUGUAGGUGGAGUUUUUGUGGGCUGCAAAAGUUGCCGGCCUUAGCUCACGUUGGUACGUUGUUUACUGUGUAUUCGUCAAAUGAACAUUCUUCUGUAUUCAUGGCCUGUUUCGGGCCUUUUCGUGAUGUCGUAUUGAAUUUUUUGGUAAUUUGUUCGUUACAUAACUUGUUUACUCUUUCCAUGAUUUCAACAUUUAUGCGAGAACUCGAAACUACAUUCGUUUUGAUUAA
Molecule: messenger RNA, 1996 nt
Organism: Malus domestica (apple)
Lineage: Eukaryota; Viridiplantae; Streptophyta; Magnoliopsida; Rosales; Rosaceae
Source: RefSeq, a predicted model, not a curated record